Ectocarpus siliculosus is the source of this 2667-nucleotide messenger RNA. NCBI's taxonomy places the organism in Eukaryota, Phaeophyceae, Ectocarpales, Ectocarpaceae. The record is from the annotation of a GenBank genome assembly.
AUGGUCGAGGCAAGCGUGCUGCUGCGAGCUUCCACGCUCUUGGUCCUGUUGACCACGACUGGCGGGUACUCGUUCCUUCCACACUCUAGGCCUCUGGCGCGAUCACUCCGCGGGCAUCGGCACUGCAGCAGCGCGAUAUCCCGCACUCGAUUAGCGCCACCAUGCGCCAUCGCCGUCGGUAGGGGCAACACGGUGGACGAAAAAGAAGGCGAGCCAACAAGCCGCCGCAGCAGCAGCUCAGAUACAACUAGCAAUCGUGCGCAUGAUACAGCAGCACCAGACGGAGCAGCAGCAGCGGAGGGUAGUAGCAGGGGGGAAUGGUACGGCGUCCAGCAGGAGCAGAGGGGAGCUGCUUCUUCGACGCCGCCAGCGGAAGGGAAAGGGUCGGGGACAACAACGGUGGCACUGCCGCCGGGAACGGGGGGGGGAACAACAACAACAACAGCGACGAGACCGAGGCGAGGAGGAGGCGAGAAGAAGGCCAAGUCGGGGAAGAAGGGCAAGGGCGCGAAGGGGACGAAGACGAACCCGUCCAUCGGGAAGUCGAACCUCGACACCAUCAUCGGCGACUCGGCCAAGUCGGGCGUGCUGUUCGGCGGGGAUCCCGAAAAGGUGCUCUUCGGCGGGGAGCCGGAGACGGCGCAAUCGUCGUCCUCCAAGGCCAAGGCCAAAGCCAAGGCCAAAGCCAAGGCAGAGGCAGAGGCAGAGGCGUUGGCGGCGGCGGCCGCGGCGAGCGAGGUAGAGGAGGAGGAGGACGACGACGAGGCGCAGCUGCCGUUCUCGGCGAGAUGGCGAAGGAGGAUCACCUUCGCCGCUAGGACGGUGCAGAUCUGGGCGUUCCUGUUCCACGUCCUGAUCAAGCUGCUGCGCCAGAAGCUCGUGCAGAUGGACGAGGCGAGGAUGUCGGCCCGGAGGCGGAAGCUGGGCCGGUACCUGUGCAGGGCGUUCCUCAAGCUCGGGCCCACCUUCAUCAAGAUUGGACAGUUGCUGUCUACACGAGUCGACCUUCUGUCGACCGAGUACAUCGAGGAGCUUCAGCAGCUCCAGGACAAUGUGCCCGGCUUCGGCGGAGCUAAGGCGGUCAGCAUCAUUGAGAAGGAGCUGGGCGCGCCCAUCGAUCAACUGUUCGACAAGUUCAACUCGACGUCGCUCGCCGCCGCCAGCCUCGGCCAGGUGCACGAGGCCUGGCUGGACGGCAAGCGCUACGCAGUGAAAGUGCAAAGGCCGGGGCUCAAGAGGCUGUUCGAGGUGGACCUGAACAGCAUCGGGGCUCUGGCGGGGAUCCUGGAUAGAUUCGACCCAAAGCUCGACGGCGCAUCCAGGGACUGGGGGGCCAUCUUCCGAGAGAGCAGCCGGGUGCUCUACGAGGAGGUGGACUACACGCGGGAGGGCAAGAACGCGGAGAGGUUUUCGGAGAACUUUAAGGGCACGGAGUGGAUCAAGGCUCCCGGCAUAAACUGGUCUCGCAGCUCGAGCAAGGUGUUGUGCAUGGAGUACGUGCAGGGCAUCAAGAUCAACGAUGUGGACGCCAUCGAGAAGGCCGGGGUGGACCGCGCCUUGCUGGCCACCCGGACGGCCGAGUGCUACCUCGAGCAGCUCAUCCGCCACGGAUUCUUCCACUGCGACCCACAUCCAGGGAACCUUGCGUGCGAUGCGGUGGACGGCGGGCGCAUCAUCUUCUACGACUUCGGCAUGAUGGACGAGCUCACGGUGCCGCUGAAGCGGUCGUUUUCGAACCUGAUCUUCGGCAUCUACGGCAACGACCUCAAGGAGGUCGUGGACUCUCUAGAGGAGAUGGACGUCAUCAGAAAGGGCGCGGACCGCAUGACGGUGGAGCGAGUAACCCGGUUCUACCUGGGAGAGUUUCAAACCACCCUCACCAGGGGGGGCAAGUACAUCAACCAGCUCGACCCAGAGGAGGAGAAGGCUCUCAUCAGGCGAGAGCGAGCGCAGAUCGGGCAGGACCUCUUCUCCGGGCAGGCGGCAGUGCCCCUUCAGUUUCCCGCGUCGUUCACGUUCGUCUUCAGGGCCUUCACCACCCUGGACGGCAUCGGCAAGACCUUGGACAAGGGGUACGACCUCACCAAGAUCGCGGGCCCUUACCUGAAGGAGCUGCUUGAUUUGAAGGACGGGAACGCAUACGUGUCGUACUUGAAGGGCCUGCAGAAGAAGCUGGGGUGGCGAGGCCAAGACGUGGCGAGCGUAGUCCAGAGCCCGAGACGAGUCCAGCACGUGGAGAACGUGGUGACCAAGCUCGAGACCGGGGACCUCAAGCUCAGGGUUAGGGUGCUCGAGUCGGAGCAGGCAUUCGCGCGGAUCGAGGCCGUGCAGGGCAGCCUGAGCUCGGCGGUGAUUGCCACGCUCUUGCUCAACGCCGGCGUCUUGAUGGCGGGGCAGGCGGCGGGGGCCGCCACGUUGAGCUCGCGAGCGAUGUUUGUGCUCGCCGGGUUCUUCGGGAUCCAGAUUCCCGUCGGGUACUUGAAGGGCAACUUGUCGCCCCAGCUUGGAACUAGCCAACGCUUCGUUGGUUGCAUCGACAAACGUUCUGAUCGAUCUCAAACGCUAUACAUACACUUUACAGGGCCAAUUUUGUUUGUUCGCCCCGUGUUGCAGGUCAACAAAUUAUUUAAUGAAAUGGAGAGUAUCUAUAGUUCCAGCGCGUACUGA